UUUCUCUGUCUCUCUCUCUCUCCCCUCGCAGUGGGAUCACUGCUGCACGAGCCACCUCUGCCAUGGCUCCGCCGCCGCCGGCGACGAGAUACUAAGGACGCUUCUCGAGCCAGUCACGGUCGAUCCGGGCUAGGAUUUGUCCGGGAGGGGAAGGAAGAUCAGAGAUUGAACUAAUUGAAGAGACGGCGGAGAAGAUGGCUUCGGAAAUGGUGAAGGCGGCCACCAGCGAGAAGCUCAAGGAGAUGGACUGGGCCAAGAACAUCGAAAUCUGCGAGCUCGUCGCGCAGGAUCCAGGGAAAGCGAAGGAUGUGAUCAAAUCUAUAAAGAAGUGUGUAGGAAGCAGGAGCAAGAAUGCUCAACUUUAUGCUGUCAUGCUAUUGGAGAUGCUCAUGAAUAACUGUGGAGAGCCUAUCCACAAGCAAGUCAUUGACAAUGGGCUUCUCCCGAUACUUGUCAAAAUAGUGAAGAAAAAGUCUUCAUUGCAGACAGAAUUGCCAGUUCGGGAAAAGGUAUUUCUUUUGUUAGAUGCGACCCAAACAUCCCUUGGUGGAGCUAAAGGAAAGUUCCCCCAGUACUAUGGGGCAUAUUAUGAAUUAGUGUCUGCAGGCGUGACGUUUUCAAAUCGUCCAAAUGUUAUCGUUACAGAAGUACAACAUCCGGUGCCAGAAGCAAUAAUCGAACCAAAUAAGGACAACCUAUCUAGCAGAUUGAAUGACAGACAUAAUGAAGCUCAAACACCGCCGGUUUCUGACACGAGUAUAAUUCAGAAAGCAUCUAGUGUCAUGGAAGUUUUAAGGGAUGUGCUUAAUUCCAUGGAUCCUAGACAUCCUGAGGGAGCAACAGAUGAGUUUGUGUUAGAUCUUGUGGAGCAAUGUACAUUUCAAAAGCAACGGAUAAUGCAUCUGGUCAUGACGUCAAGGGAUGAAUUGGUGGUAUCGCAAUGCAUAGAGCUGAAUGAAGAGUUGCAGAAGGUUCUUGUACGGCACGAUGCAUUGCUUUCAGCUCACCCAACUACGGCGACGGUUCCAUCUAACCUCGAGGAAGAACACGAGGAGGAAGACGCUGAAAGUCUUUAUCGGAGAUUACGGAAGGGGAAGGCCUUAUCUCAAGACUACCUAGAUGAGUCCAUUCCACCGUUUCGAUCCAUACCUGAGGAAAAGCUGCGCCGCCCUCUCACCAUCCAACCAGUACCUCACCCCGACAAGAAGCCCACCGCGCUGAGCAUCCGCUCGCCAGACCACCCAGAGGCAAAGCCCGACCCUUCUGCCGUCUUGAUCCCGCCUCCGCCCGCCAAGCAUGCCGAGAGGGAGAGGUUCUUCCGCGAGAAGAGCAUGGAUGGCCUGCCAGGCCACCUCAGGGGCCCGUCGUCGAACAGCAGCAGCACGUGCAGCGGCAGCACGGAUUACGGCGACUUAGGGGAGCGGUAGCGGUAUGGUAUAUACAGUUAAUUUUGGUUCUUCAGGAUGAUCUUCUGCUUGCUCGGCUAUACAGUUAUCAGAUUGGAGAGGGGGAGGGUGCCGCCUCCUCGCAUUCCCUAGUUUCUACUACUGACCACCUUUGUACACAGACUUGUUUGGCUUGAUAGUAGUUCUUUUCCAGUUUCUUCAGCUGACUGACAUUGUUGUAGACAAUUGGUCGGUUCUGUGCUGUCAGUUACUGAGUUAUCAGCUUUAUAGAUAGAUAAGAUACAUGUGUCGUGUGGGUAACGAGAUUGUGAUCCAGCAGCA
Lolium rigidum is the source of this 1727-nucleotide messenger RNA. RefSeq names its product TOM1-like protein 5. NCBI's taxonomy places the organism in Eukaryota, Viridiplantae, Streptophyta, Magnoliopsida, Poales, Poaceae. Gene Ontology annotation, molecular function: ubiquitin binding; phosphatidylinositol binding. The record is from RefSeq and is a predicted model, not a curated record. The coding region runs from base 195 to 1427 and encodes 410 amino acids. The transcript is spliced from 10 exons. Gene Ontology annotation, biological process: protein transport to vacuole involved in ubiquitin-dependent protein catabolic process via the multivesicular body sorting pathway.